AUGUCUUCUUCACCUCCUUAUCCUCUUGCAUCCUCUCCUGCUUCCAUGUCAUCAUCCAACAACAGCAGUAGCACCACUGCCAAUUCGGGACAAUCUUCAAAUGCAAGUGGUGAACAAUUAUAUUAUCCGAUUGCUUGCGUCGCUUGUCGUCGUGGCCAUAGAAAAUGUGAUCGAAAACUUCCAUCAUGUACUGAUUGCGUUCAAAAGGGUAAAGAAUGUCACUAUCCAGAUCAGCUCAAACGAGGACCACAACGAUCACAACCUUACAAAGUUUCCUUCACGAUGCACUCUAUGAACAAUUCAAAUAAUAUUUCCAACAGCAGCAAGAGUACUUCAUCAAAAACAAAAAAGAUCACCUCAAACAUCAGUACUAAUGAUCACAAUACGAUCAACAAUAAUAUGACUCGUGAUCACACCACAAAUUUUAGCGACCAUAUUGAAAAUCAUUCUAAUAGUGCAAACAAUGAAGAGCAAAGUGUCAACUUUCAAAUAGUUGACAUGUAUUUUGAUAUUGUUAGUUUGGGAUGUCCAAUUAUUCAGAGAUCAACCAUGCUUGACAUUAUUGCAAAAAAUCCAUUGAAUGAACAGGGUCCUGAAAAUAUUUCACUUCUUUAUGCCAUUCAAGCCAACUGUUUCCAAACAUUGGGCAAAAAACACGAAGGAAGGAAAGCAUUCUUCACUGCACGGAAAUGUUUAUCAGAAGUUUUUGAUCUAUUGGAUAACUUUGCAAUUGCUGGAACAUUUCUUUAUUUAGGACUAUUUUGUUUGAAUGAAGGAGAGCUUGGACAAUGUCGAUACUAUCUUGGAAGCGUUCAAUUCUUUAUUGAUCGAAACAAAGAUCGUCUCGCAGAUAAUUUGCAGUUUAUAUAUUUAUGCAGAUCUUUGCUUUAUACAAAAUUACAACUUGAGGAGGCAGAAUCCCUUGAAAUCUUAAACCAAGAUUUAGAUUUCACAAAAUCUUCACAUCUCGAUGUUGUGGUAAGCACAGAAAAAUUUACACAACAAGUGUUUCACAUGAAGAAAAUGAUGGACUUCUUUUUAUACAUUUCACAAAACAUGAAAGACGGCGAUUGUGGAAUUUCCGGAUUAGCCAUUCCACAACCUCAAUUUUCAUCGAGUACAGAGGAACAAGCAAUUGUGGCACAUGCUCAAAUGAUAAUUAAACCUCAAGCUCAAUUCAAUAGAGUAAGACAAGAGAAGUCACCUGUCACUGCUGCUUUGACCAAACUCAUGUAUUUAUUUAUGGUUGAAGGUGUUCGACUAGGUAUUCUUUCAAAAACAGCCUCUGAGUCAGAAAAUGCAAUCAUUGAGACUGCAAAUAGAAUUUCAGAACUUACAACUGUCUCCUAUUUUCCAUAUUUACCCUCUCAUACUCAUUCGACUGUUAUGAAUGCAGCACGAGUUCAUUUAUCACUUGUUCAACAAAUCUCCAAAGGUUUGAGACCUAAUGAGGCAGAAGUGUCACUUGCCAAAUAUUACGACUAUUUGAGAAAUGAUUUGAAAGCUCUCACUCAAAUGGCACAACGCUUUUCAAUUGUUGAAAAAAGAACCAAGAAUUUAUUACCCAUGAUUCAGCAAGAGUUACGAAAUCGAGAAUUACAAACCGAAUGGCAAUUACAAGCAUUACUGAAUCAACAACUUUACAGUCAGCAACAGAAUCCUCAAAAUACAUUCCAACAAAUUUUGAAACAAUUCACAGAAGCCACUACAAGCAAUAACAAUAAUUACAUCAGAAAAGAGAUUGGUAUCAACAACACUGCUGCUAAUCAAACAUCCUUGAUGAGUUCAUUUGGAGCUGUUACAUCCUAUUAUCAUGUCGAGGGAAAUAAUUUUAUUUCUAAACAACCAGCUCAACUCAGUCAAGAGUCUUCCUCUUCGACCAAUGACAAGAUAUCUUUCAAUGAUGAUUUUGAAUUCAACAGAGAAGAAUUUACCAUUCCAGAAGAUCAACAUGCGAUUCAUCGAAUGAGUGAAAUCAUGGGCUUUACAGUUGUUCCAUCAUCCUCAUCAUCCGUUACAACAUCAACAACAACAACUUCCAAUAUGGAUGAUGUGAGCACAUUCUUUAUUGAUGCAAUCACUUCACCUUUAAAUAUUCAUGUAUUGCCUUCAACAAUUACUGCAGAAAAUACACAACAAGAAGAACAGCCCAUUGUUUCAGUGUUUAGUUCAAAUUAUGCAAUUGAACAAACACUUUCAACGAAAGUGAGCCAAGAAAAUUAUUAUACAGAUCCUUAUCAAUCCGAUUUAUUGUUGGAAUAG
Naegleria fowleri is the source of this 2262-nucleotide messenger RNA. RefSeq lists its product as uncharacterized. The coding region runs from base 1 to 2262 and encodes 753 amino acids. The transcript is spliced from 2 exons. The record is from RefSeq and is a predicted model, not a curated record. Gene Ontology annotation, biological process: regulation of DNA-templated transcription. Lineage: Eukaryota; Heterolobosea; Eutetramitea; Acrasida; Naegleriidae. Gene Ontology annotation, cellular component: nucleus. Gene Ontology annotation, molecular function: zinc ion binding; DNA-binding transcription factor activity, RNA polymerase II-specific.